AUGUCUGUGUUGAAAAAUUUAGAAAGUGAAGAUAACGCUAAAGCUCAAGUGCGUUCGAUCCUCGGGCCAACAAAAGACGCGGAAUUCCUUCAAAGUUUUGUAAGAGUCGGUGUUGGAGAUGACGAUGAUGAACUACCUAUUCCUAAAGCUUCUAUUAGUAAGAGAGCGCCGUUGCAGGCAGAAAAGACAGAAACGGCAGAAUCUUUCCUUGAAGAGGAAAAGUUCUCAACUACAGGAAGGAAGGAAUCAGUCCAGCCUCAAAAAAGAAGGUUUCGUCGCAAGCCAAAGCGUGAAAGACGUAGACGUGAAGAAGAAUUAUACACGGAUAAAGACAGGGCAGCCGCCGUCGUGAUGGGAAAUAAGGACAUAAAAUUUUCCCUCAAUAUGAAGGAUAAGGCAGAAAGAAGUAAUGCUCUGCAGAUACCGGUGGAGGCAGAUGCUGGUACUCUACUUGCUUUAGCUCGAGCUGAGAUGAUGAGAGAGCGGUAUCGGACAGCUUUGUCGUUUGUUGACAAGGCUAUCGAACUAGCACCAGAAGAGAAAGCAGCUUAUGUAGCUCGCAGUAGGUGUUACCUAUUGCUCGGUGAGCCCCGCAAGGCUUUAGGGGAUGCUGAGGAAGCGCUCAAACUCGACCCAAAACAUGCUAAAGCAUUACUUCAGAAGGCGGAAGCAUUGUACUAUUGCGGCGAAUUUGAACUAAGCUUGGUACAUUACCAUCGAGGACUGCGUGCGCGACCAGAUUUGAAUGAAUUCAGACUUGGCGUCCAAAAGGCACAGGAGGCUAUUGAAAACACAAUUGGAGCAGUGAAGCCAGUUAAGAAAACAGCAAAACUUAAAACAGUAAAAUCAUCACGACCAGUACUGGGUCAACUCAUGUCAGAUAAGAUCUACCUAGAAAACUUGCUAAAGAACCCCGAUCUAGCAAUUGCUGAUAAGAAAAAUGACGUCGUUUUGAAGCAAGCGGAAGAAGCUAUUCGGUUUUUAGAAAAUAGAGAAGAAUUUUGGAGACAACAACAGACAGCCAAACGACAU
Molecule: messenger RNA, 1032 nt
Organism: Brenthis ino (lesser marbled fritillary)
Lineage: Eukaryota; Metazoa; Arthropoda; Insecta; Lepidoptera; Nymphalidae
Source: the annotation of a GenBank genome assembly